This is a messenger RNA of Chelonus insularis, 998 nucleotides long. RefSeq lists its product as uncharacterized. NCBI's taxonomy places the organism in Eukaryota, Metazoa, Arthropoda, Insecta, Hymenoptera, Braconidae. The transcript is spliced from 5 exons. The record is from RefSeq and is a predicted model, not a curated record. The coding region runs from base 1 to 777 and encodes 258 amino acids.
AUGACGUAUGAAACAAGUUUUUGGUUCUCAGUUUUUCUCUCGACCGUUAUCAAUAACAGCUUUGCACAACUUCCAGUUCCAACGAAAUUUACAUCAGUAGAGAAUCAAAGUGUGGUUUCAGAAUCUAACUCAGAUUUAAAUAAUAAUAAUCACAGUAUUUCCACUAUUAAUCAAAAUAAUAUUGCAACGAGUAUGCCAAGUACUACUAAAAGAAAUGAAUGGUGGCCGCCAAGUGACCAAGAAAUUACACAAACAUCUCCUUAUUCUACCGAAAUAAAGCAGCAAGAACCAGCUUCAUAUUAUAUCUCUGUACAAUCACCUUCUCUUGCAUUACCGCAUUAUCGCAGUGAAGCUUGGAGUCAUUAUGGUUAUCCAGAAUAUGUAUAUCCAAUUUUACCAUCAGGUUCUAUGAUGACAACAAAGCGUAAAGAUGCAAUGACUGAUGUAUUAACCUCUAGAAAAAGGAGAGAAUUAUUCCAAUCUAUUGACAUUGACCAUAUGACACCAGAGCAGCAGGAUAUUUUUAACAAUGACUCAAAAGUAAGAUGUAUUCAAAGAACAAUAUGUUAUGAAAAUCGAUUGUUAUCGGAAGAUUUCGGAGCUGGAGGGAUAAAAAUAGCAAAAUAUUUAACGCGAUAUGUUAAAAAUUCACUAAAACAUGCACCUGGUUGGGAUCGACUUAUUGAUGAUGCAGGAGCAGCAGGACUUCGUGGUGAAGAUUGCAAUGUACUUUAUCGUGAUUGUUUCAUCCCAGUUAUUUCAAAAUUUCAUAAGUAAUUUCCUGUAUUCAAAGGAAUUGCAACUGAAGGAAAAUUAUCUUACGUAGUAAAUGACAACCAUGUGAUUUAAAUAGUAAUUUUUUUUUCAUUUAAUUAUAAUAUACUGUAUUUUUAUUCACUACAAACAUCCAGCCCGUACUAUUUUCAAAUCACUUUAUUCUUUUCUAUUUCAUGUAGUCUUUUCUCUUCAAAAGUGUCUUUUUAGAAUGUUAGAUAUCA